AUGUCUGCUAUGAGGACAUUGACCGUAGCAGGACUGUUUUUGGCUUUUUGCGCGUUGGGACUCAUAGCAGUCGCAAUAUGUACUGACAAUUGGUACGAGACGGAUGCGAGGAGGCACAGGGAACGUUGCAAGAAUUAUUCCAACAAAAGGAAUGACCCUGGAUUCAUCUAUAUCUCCAACCAGAACCUCCCACUCCGUAUGCUACCGAAGGAGAAUAACGUGGAGAGGAAGGGGUCGAGUGGGGGAGUCCUCCUGCGGGCUAAGCGGCACUUCUUGCCCCCUGCCCCGGCCAUGGAAUCCCUCUGUAGUCGGCAGUACAACUCCACCAUCUCUGGGCUGUGGAGGAAAUGUCAUCGGGAGGGAUUCGACCUGGAGACAGAGGAUCUCAUCUUUAAAGGUUUCGUCAUUUGAUCACUUCACAUGAUACACAAUAUAUGUUUUAUUGCAUAUAUAAUGUCAGUGGCGCUAUAGUAUUUGUUUACAAGAUCUAUUUAUGCUCAUUGAUGUGGUGAACCGAGCGAAUCAUCAUCGGAAUUUGGAGCGCUGCAUGAGGCGCUAUCCGAGGUGCUGAAUGCUGAUCUAGCGGUUAGCGGUCCGCCCACAUUCAGGCCUGUGCAGCAGCAACAACAAGGCUUUUUAUCCAUCAUUUGAUAACACUGUGACGCUAAUGUGACAAUCGAACACAGUCAAUGUUUGAUUUAUUUGCGCCAUCUCAACGUUGUCAGUGUUUUCACGAGGACCGUACUGUACUGUACUAGACUAGGCCCCACUUGUCUGUUUGGUGCUUUUGGAGAGAAGCCUACAGGCUACAGAGCUGCAGUUAAGACUGUAAGCCAAUGAAAACAACACUGAAUAUAAACACUGACAGUAUGUGAUGAAUCUAUGCUACUAGACAUUUUAUUUUUCUCAGGUAGGCUACAUAUGCAAUAAUAUUUGUCAUUUCAAUAUGGCCUCUCCAUGUGAAACUAUGUUUGUUUUUGUUCCUUCUCUGCAGGUUUGGUUCAGCGCUGCACACCGAUAAAAUACUCCUACUCCUCUUUAGCCUUCCCCAGAAAGCUGCGCAGCAAUAUAACCAAGACUAUUCGUCAGGAUGAGUGGCAUGCGCUCCGUAAGUUACCACAAUAACAACAACAAUAAUAAUAAUAACCCUUUCAAUCUCCAUCGGGUGAAUACCAACAGUCUACUAUAGCACCCAUCAGGGGUAACAACUAUGUCAUCUCAUAAUGAUCCUGACUAAAUAACAGACAUUAUGAUUCAGUUAAAAAAUGUCCUUCAUAGAUGAAUUACCAUAUUAUAAGCAUUUACAUUACAGUCAUUUAGCAGACGCUCUUAUCCAGAGCGACUUACAGUUAGUGAAUACAUGUUUUUUUUAUUGUUUUUUUUUUAUACUGGCCCCCCGUGGGAAUCGAACCCACAACCCUGGCGUUGCAAACGCCAUGCUCUAUCAACUGAGCUACAUCCCUGCCGGCCAUUCCCUCCCCUACCCUGGACGACGCUGGGCCAAUUGUGCGCCGCCCAUGAGUCUCCCGGUCGCGGCCGGCUGCGACAGAGCCUGGAUUCGAACCAGGAUCUCUAGUGGCACAGUUAGCACUGCGAUGCAGUGCCUUAGACCACUGCGCCACUCAGGACACAAAGCCUUAUUAGAAUACUUCAUAAAGCCUCAUACAUGCUUUUAACAAGUUAUAAAGCGUUAUCCCUGCAGGUUUUAGGUAAAGUGUUACCAAGAUUGUAUGUUUGCUGUCGUUUGACGUCUUGAUCUAAUUUCUUCAUCCAAUUCCUCUCUCCCUGUGUAGACCUGCAGAGAAUGACAGCCAGUUUCAUCGGCAUGGCCGUGUCCAUCAUCCUGUUUGGUUGGGUGAUUGGAGCUCUGGGUUGUUGUAAACAGCAUGACCUGAUGCAGUACGUAGCUGGACUCCUGUUUCUCAUGGGGGGUGAGUGGAGAACUGUUUUACACACACACACACACACACACACACACACACACACACACACACAGUACGCAGUACGUAGCGGGACUGCUCUUCCUCAGGGGAGGCGAGGACUGAGAGUUGCUGUACAAUAGAGGAACAGAGCAUUACCACAAAGCACCACUUGCAGGCGCCAGAGUGUUUGUUAUGGCGAGUGAGGCAUUGUGUGAGUCCCUAUGACAACAGCCCCAUGGGCCCUAUAAAGGGUAGUAGGGUUCCAUUGGUCCUGCUGAAUUCUAAAUCUACCUCAAGUCCAGCCCCUAUACUCUAGCCACUCCUGUAGAAUCUGAGAGGAUUGGAUAGAUAUCAUUAUUAUCUUGCCCUCUGAUUGGCUGGGGUAGGAGUCCUCUCAGAUCUGCAGGAGUGACUAGGUAUUAGGGACUAGGGAGUAGGGAGUAUGGACUAAGGUUAGAUUUGAAAUGCAGAAAUAAUUAUAAUUCCCUCGACAAAUGCAUGAAACGGUUCAUAUAUAUUGUCCAUGUAUGUAGAGGAUGGCCAGAAAGGAAGAACAUGUGUGUCACAUGGGUGAAAUAAUCCCCCCCUAUCUUUCUCUCUCCCCCCCUCUCUCUCUACCCCCUCUCUCUCUCUCUCUCUCUCCCCCCUCUCUCUCUACCACUCUCUCCUCUCUCUCUCGUCCUCUCUCUCCUCUCCUCUCUCUCUCUCUCUCUCUCUCUCCUCUCUCCCUCUCUCUCUCUCCCUCCCCCUCUCUCUCUUGUUAUCUCUCUCACUCCCCCCCUCACUCCCCCCCUCACUCUCCCCCCUCCAUCUCCCCCCUCUCUCUCCCCACCUCUCUCUCUCUCCCCACCUCUCUCUCUCCCCCCUCUCUCUCUCUCAUUCUCUCUCCUCUCUCUCCCCCCUCCCAUCCCCCCCUCUCCUCCCUCCCCUCUCUCUUCUCGCCCCCUCCAUCUCUCCCCCCCCUUUUCUCCCCCCCUCUCUUGCUCUCGCUCUCACUCUCUCUCGUUCUCUCUCGUUCUCCCCCCUCUCCCCCCAUCAGGAACAUGCUGUAUCAUCUCUCUGUGUACAUGUGUAGCAGGGAUCAACUUUGAACUGUCCCGUUAUCCUCGCUACAUGUAUGGGAUCCCAGAGGACAUCAGUCAUGGAUACAGUUGGUCCAUGUUCUGCGCAUGGGGAGGCCUAGGUCUCACCCUAUUGGCCGGCUUUCUGUGCACGCUGGCUCCUUCCCUCUACCCACCCGUACCUCACACUAUGGUAGAGAAGCUGCAACACAAGCCCCGACAUGAGAAUGGCUGUGUGUGACACCAUAUAAAUAGAAUUACUAUUUGACUUAAAUGGGAAUAUCCAUUCUAGUAAUGGGAAUGUCCAUUCUAGUAAUCGGAAUGUGUGUUCUAGUAAUGGGAAUGUCCGUUCUAGUAAUGGGAAUGUGCGUUCUAGUAAUGGGAAUGUCCGUUCUAGUAAUGGGAAUGUCCAUUC
Coregonus sp. 'balchen' is the source of this 3398-nucleotide messenger RNA. NCBI's taxonomy places the organism in Eukaryota, Metazoa, Chordata, Actinopteri, Salmoniformes, Salmonidae. The record is from the annotation of a GenBank genome assembly.